UUGGUUUUUCACAUGAACUUGCCGCUAGGUGGUAAGCUGGCUCCUUCCCCCGCAGCAGCGAGGACUGGUGAAGGCAGCUGGUCAGGAUUAUUCCCUGCUCCUUUUGAAGUCGUAAUCUCCUGGUGCCAUGUCUUUGUGGAGCCGGAGCCGAACCCCCCGUCCGACGGCGCGGGGGAAAAAUUGCUGUGGGCACUUUCACCAGGCUCCGAUUCGGGAAGCGUUGGACCGAUGCUGUGGCUGCCGGGGCCGGGGUGGCACUGGGACGGGGGCUGCGGCGAGGCCGGGGGAGCCGAUUUCCUACACGUGCCGGUGAUGCCGAAGCACGAAAUGGGGAGAAGAACCCGCGACGGCUGGUGUGGAUGGAAAAGCGCUGCGAGGGCUGAAGCUGCCAUGGCGGCAGGGGCUGGGUUUGCUCUGCGGGAUGGCAACGGGGUGCUCCGGCUUCCUGGUUGCGAGUGCCGUCAUCUGAGUCACUUCCAGGCAUCCGACCCCGUCAGGUUUUGCUUCGUUGCUUCCCUUUGCUCAACUGCGAUGGGGAAAAUCAGGACGGACUGAAAACGGCAGAGGAGGUGCAUGGGAGCGGCCGGAGGAGGAUGGCUUCUCGCUCACGCAAGCGUUGGGUGCACCAGGAGCCUUUUGGUUUGGAAGCUCUGGCCAUGGAACAGAAAGGCUAUCGACGGGGGAGUUUCCAGAGCAGCACUAGCGAUGAAGAUAUGCUGGAAAUAGCAGGAGCAUCUCUGGACUUCUCCAUGGUUGAUGAUGACCCGCCACUCGACAGGGAGAUGGGAGGAUUUUCCUCAUAUAAUGGAGGAGGGAUGAACGGCACAAGCACAAUGAUGGAUUUCCUGGAGGAACCUCUUCCUGGUGUGGGGACCUACGAAGAUUUUAACACUAUAGAUUGGGUGCGAGAGAAGUCCAGGGACCGGGACAGACACAGAGAGAUCACCAGUAGAAGUAAAGAGUCCACGUGGGCGCUGAUACACAGCGUGAGCGAUGCCUUUUCUGGCUGGCUGUUGAUGCUUCUCAUCGGGUUGUUGGCAGGUUCCUUAGCGGGUCUGAUAGACAUUUCUGCCCACUGGAUGACAGAUUUGAAAGAAGGAGUGUGUUUAGCAGGCUUCUGGUUUAACCACGAGCACUGCUGCUGGAAAUCCAACACAACCUUCACGGACAGAGACAAGUGUCCCGAGUGGAAGAGCUGGUCCCAGCUGAUCCUCGGCCACGGAGAGGGGGCUUUUGCGUAUAUUCUCAACUACUUCAUGUACGUUAUCUGGGCCUUGUUAUUCUCCCUUCUGGCUGUGUUACUUGUGAAGGGGUUUGCUCCAUAUGCCUGUGGCUCAGGGAUCCCAGAGAUCAAAACUAUCUUAAGUGGUUUCAUCAUUAGAGGCUACCUGGGCAAGUGGACACUGAUCAUCAAAACCAUCACCUUGGUGCUGGCGGUGUCCUCCGGGCUGAGCCUGGGCAAGGAGGGGCCCCUGGUGCACGUCGCCUGCUGCUGUGGGAACAUCUUGUGUCACCUCUUCACCAAAUACAGGAAGAACGAAGCGAAGCGCAGAGAGGUUUUAUCAGCAGCUGCAGCUGCUGGUGUGUCUGUAGCUUUUGGUGCACCGAUUGGAGGAGUGCUCUUUAGCCUGGAAGAGGUCAGUUACUACUUUCCUCUCAAGACGCUGUGGCGCUCCUUCUUCGCUGCUCUGGUCGCCGCGUUUACCCUGCGCUCCAUCAACCCUUUUGGGAACAGCCGCCUGGUUCUCUUCUACGUGGAGUUUCACAUGCCAUGGCAUCUUCUGGAGCUCGUGCCCUUCAUCCUUUUGGGAAUAUUCGGUGGGCUCUGGGGAGCUUUCUUCAUUCGCAGCAACAUUGCCUGGUGCAGGCGCCGCAAGACGACCAAGCUCGGCAAAUACCCUGUGCUGGAGGUGUUUGUGGUGACCGCCAUCACGGCCAUUCUGGCCUUCCCCAACGAGUACACCAGGAUGAGCACCAGCGAGCUGAUUUCUGAGCUCUUCAAUGACUGCGGGAUUUUGGACUCAUCCAAGCUCUGCGAGUACGUGAAUGAUUUCAACAGCACCAAAGGGGACGACCUGCCGGACCGAGCUGCUGGCCCAGGAGUCUACACAGCCAUGUGGAAGCUGGCUUUGGCCCUGAUAAUGAAGGUCUUCAUCACGAUCUUCACCUUUGGCAUGAAGGUGCCCUCGGGUCUCUUCAUCCCCAGCAUGGCGGUGGGCGCGAUAGCGGGCAGGUUGCUCGGCGUGGCCGUGGAGCAGCUGGCCUAUUACCACCACGACUGGGCCAUCUUCAGCGGCUGGUGCAGCCAAGGCGCCGACUGCAUCACUCCCGGCCUCUACGCGAUGGUGGGGGCUGCAGCCUGUCUAGGCGGAGUGACCCGAAUGACCGUGUCACUAGUGGUCAUUAUGUUUGAGCUCACUGGUGGGCUGGAAUACAUCGUUCCUCUGAUGGCAGCAGCCAUGACCAGCAAGUGGGUGGCCGAUGCCAUCGGGCGAGAAGGCAUUUACGACGCCCAUAUUCGCCUCAACGGAUACCCUUUCUUGGAAGCCAAGGAAGAGUUCUCUCACAAGACGCUUGCGAUGGACGUAAUGAGGCCAAGGAGGAACGAUCCUCCUCUGACUGUCAUCACUCAGGACAGCAUGACCGUAGAAGACGUCGAGACCAUCAUCAACGACACCACGUACAGUGGCUAUCCCGUGGUGGUGUCACGGGAGUCCCAAAGGCUGGUCGGAUUCGUCCUCAGGAGAGACCUCAUCAUUUCAAUUGAAAAUGCCCGGAAGAAGCAGGAUGGGAUUGUGAGCACCUCAAUUAUUUAUUUCACUGACCACUCUCCUCCGCUGCCUCCAAGCUCCCCCUCGAUGCUGAAACUCAGGAGCAUCCUGGACCUCAGUCCUUUCACAGUCACAGACCAAACUCCCAUGGAAAUCGUCGUGGAUAUAUUCCGCAAGCUGGGAUUGCGCCAGUGCCUGGUUACUCACAACGGGAAGCUGCUGGGGAUCAUUACCAAAAAGGACGUAUUAAAGCACAUUGCACAGCUGGCUAACCAGGACCCAGAUUCCAUACUCUUCAAUUAAAGGCAGAGUAGUAGGUAUUGUGUGUUCAACACAAAAGAAACUUUACAGACCAUCCUGGAUAUACUUUCCUAUUUUUAUUGAGACCAUGGAACUGUUUUCAGCGUUUCCUUCCGUGGAGCUGAAGAAGAUAAUUUUUUCCUACCAGAUAACCAAUUGCACUACAUAAUCUGUGGAACGUAAUCUUCUUUUUAGAAGAAAAAAAAAAAACCAAGACUUUAUUUCCGUUGCUUUUGUGAAGUUGCAUUGGAAAGAUUCCAUGAAGGAGUAAAAGCAAAAUGCUAUAGAAUUAUAUCUCCUCUUCUUCUUUUAUUUGAACUCUUGUUACUAACGUGGGGAGGAAAAGACAAGGUCUAUACCUUCAGAAAUUUUGAAGGAGAAGGAUGAUUUUGCACACAGCGUUCAGGUGGCGGCAGAAAGAUGCGGUUGUAACUCAGGGGUGGUGUAUUCCCAAUUAGCCACUUGGUAAAAACGAGAACCUUGUAAAGUCAAAAUAGGGGAGGGGGAAAAAAAUAAUUGGCUAGCUGAGGAUGUUUUGCUGGAAGAGGGGAAAAAAACCCCACAAACCCAACCCCCCAACCCCCCCCCCCCCCCCCCCCCCCCCCCGAAGACCAGAUCUUAAAAUUGGGCCCAGUUUCUAAUUGGGAAGAAGCUUAUUUUGAUUAAUGUUCUGUGAAUGUAUUUAAUUACUCUGACGCCGCCUUGCCAGGAGAACCCCGAGGAGGCGGCAGAAGGAGUUAACACUUGUAUUCUCGUCGUGAUCCCUUUUUUUAGAUACAUGCCUAAGGGUUUCUCCUCCUCGAUUUCCCUCGAGCGUGCGAUGGAAUGGCAGAGCUGAGCCCUGAGCUGGGUUACUGCGCUUCCCAGUGACCUCCGAUGCCGCAAGGUUUUGCACAACCGACCUCCUUCCUCAGCAGUGUCUUAGGUGGCUGCGGAUGCGCGCGGGACAGCCCCGCGCCCGGGACGUCUGCGUGGGUGCGUGCGCUGCUCCCGGCCCCGCUCCUCAGCCCCGCGCCCGACUCAGGCCCGGACCCCGGCUCUGGGAUGGGCAGCACCGCCACUUUACGGACCCGCACCGCUCGGUGCCUCUCCUCUUGCCGACAACUAUGCAAUAAAGCCCUUGCUGACCGCUGUCAGCCGAGUAACUCCUUCCACGUCUGUGCUCCUUGAGACCCAGAUCUUAGCAAAUUAUUUUCCUGUUAAUAAAAUUGUGACCGUUUACUGGAA
This is a messenger RNA of Grus americana (Whooping crane), 4298 nucleotides long. RefSeq names its product H(+)/Cl(-) exchange transporter 5. The coding region runs from base 594 to 3074 and encodes 826 amino acids. Lineage: Eukaryota; Metazoa; Chordata; Aves; Gruiformes; Gruidae. The transcript has 13 exons. Gene Ontology annotation, biological process: chloride transport; transmembrane transport. The record is from RefSeq and is a predicted model, not a curated record. Gene Ontology annotation, cellular component: synaptic vesicle; Golgi apparatus; early endosome. Gene Ontology annotation, molecular function: voltage-gated chloride channel activity.